Messenger RNA from Lolium rigidum, 635 nucleotides. RefSeq lists its product as uncharacterized. The record is from RefSeq and is a predicted model, not a curated record. Gene Ontology annotation, cellular component: cytoplasm. Gene Ontology annotation, molecular function: protein phosphatase inhibitor activity. The transcript is spliced from 7 exons. Lineage: Eukaryota; Viridiplantae; Streptophyta; Magnoliopsida; Poales; Poaceae. The coding region runs from base 127 to 543 and encodes 138 amino acids.
CUCGCCUCUCGCCCCCCUCGCGACUGAUCUCCAGUCUCAUACUCUUCGCCACAUCUCGGCUCCGAUCGUCCGCGCCUGCCCUGCCCCGCUCCACGCCGCCUUCCUAUCCGCUUAAUUUCACUAGUCAUGUCCUCUGAAGAUGCAAGUAGCCAAGUGAGGCCUGAAGGAAAUGUUUCUAGUGAAAAGGUAGAAGAAACUCAAGACCAGAAUGAUGGCAGUGGGAUGCCCUCGCCCAAAGAGGAGGAGGCAGCAAUCAAGAAAAAAUAUGGAGGAAGGAUGCCCAAAAAGUCACCACUUAUAUCUAAGGACCAGGAACGAGCUUUCUUUGACUCUGCUGAUUGGGCUUUAGGGAAGCAAGGUGGAGGUGCCAGCAAGCCUAAAGGGCCCCUCGAAGCUCUUCGACCAAAACUUCAGCCUACUCAACAAAAUGCACGUGCCCGGCGAUCUUCUUACGCAUCUGCAGACAAUGAUGAGAGCUUGAGUCUGCCUGCCGAGGAGUUGAUGCAGAACGAUGGCCCAGCUGAAGACAAGAAUCAGGAAUAAGUACUAUCCGCCCCACGCUUCUUAUGCGGAAUGUUUUCGCUGUACUCCUGACAAAACUUUGACAUGGUAAUAUAAUAAUUAGCGCCGGUGCC